AUGAGUAUAAAGAAGGUCAGAAAGGACGGAGAGGGAUUUACAGGAACUCAUAUCUUAGUUCCAAGAGAAGAGAAAUGGAUGAUAGACAACUUAGCUGCUAAGAAUAGUUUGAAGACUAGAAAAACCUUUGCCCAAAUGGUCAAGGGAGGUCCUGCAGAACAUCAUAUGGAAGAAGAUGAGCUUGAGGCAGAGGAGGAAGAAGAAGAUCACAGAAGAAAGGAACCAGAGACAGAGCAACACAAACAAAAAAAAGACAAUAUUAGCGACAAAAUCAACUCAGAGGGGAUAAGAGUUGAAAAUGUAGAAGAAGGUUUAUAUAAUAUUGUUAUAAGUGAGACUUUUGAGAGGAGACUAUGGAAGCCCUGGUGGAAUACAAUAAUAGUAAAGCUUCUAGGAAGGAAAGUGGGAUAUGCAGCUAUCAAAAGAAGACUUGAGAGUAUGUGGAGCAAGAAAGGUACCAUAGAUGUCAUUGACCUUAGCAAUGAUUUCUAUUUAGUAAAAUUUUAUGCUAGCGAAGACUUUGAUUAUGCUCUGUUGGAAGGUCCUUGGAAGAUAUUCGACCACUAUCUCACAGUGAGACUCUGGGAACCCAACUUUAAUCCUAUGAAAGCCACAAUAGAUAGAAUCACUGCCUGGGUGAGACUUCCAGGAUUACCUAUAGAACUCUAUGACAGAACUAUACUGAGGAAAAUUGAAAAUCUGAUUGGUAGGACAGUUAAAGUUGACAACAACAUAGCCAAGAUGAGCAAAGGAAAAUUCGCUAGAUUAUGUGUAAAAGUUGACUUAACGAAGCCGUUGAUGGGAAGAUAUAUGAUCAAUGGAGAAGACUACCAGGUGGAAUACGAAGGGAUACAUCAGAUUUGCUUUACCUGUGGAAGAAUAAACCAUGAUCAGAUUAAUUGUACAAUGAAAAAGCAACAAAUAGAAACAGCAGCCAAUCAAAAUGAUGAGCAAAAAACAGGAACUGGAAAAGAUAAGCAAAAUGACACAAACAUAGAAUCAUCAAAAGGAAGUGAAGAAGGAAAUGGGAACACAAACAUGAAGGAUAAAGGAAAAUAA
This is a messenger RNA of Arachis ipaensis, 1059 nucleotides long. The record is from RefSeq and is a predicted model, not a curated record. NCBI's taxonomy places the organism in Eukaryota, Viridiplantae, Streptophyta, Magnoliopsida, Fabales, Fabaceae.